AUCUUACUGGCCGUGGUUGAUGCUGGUCAAUUUGGAUCAUGUUCACCCCUGAAUCAAUUCAUUCACGAUGCCGCCGUACGUGAAUCGGGGACGCAUCGGUUGCUGGACUUGCAGGAUCCGUCACCGGAAGUGCGACGAGCUGUUUCCCACCUGCAAGGAGUGCAGCAGUCGUGGGAUUCCGUGUUAUGGCUACGAGUCUAAACCACCAGCCUGGAUGAAUGAUCCCCGAAGGCUCGAUUCAGAGUUGCAGAACAUCAAACGCACCGUCAAGGAGAAUUUCCGGCGCAUUCGACGACUUCAAAACCGAUCAUCUCCGCCUCAUGUCGCUCCCACAUCGCGUGUGAGCGAGGCUAGAGUAUCGCAGACACCAACAGUUGACCCUGAACCGGCCUUGGAACGAGUGGAACCAGCCCCGUCCGAAAACACGAGCUUUAGGGAAGCGCAGCAUAUUGUUCACUACCUAGACUACAUCUUCCCACUCCAAUAUCCCUAUUAUGUGGACGAUCCGGAUCUUGGAGGACGAGGGUGGCUGUUCUGGCUUCUCACCAAGAGUGCUCCCCUGCGCCAGGCUGCGCUUACGCUGUCCGCGCUGCAUCAGCAUAUUGUGUCGCAUUACCGAGCCGAAAGCCAAGAGUCAGAGCUGAUUCAAUAUCACACAAAGGCAUUGCAGGAACUCCGCCAGGUCUUGUCCCGGCGUGAAGUUGAGGGAUUUGCAAGCAACCGGGAGGAGUGGGUAGAAUUUAUGGCGGGAGGGCUAGCUUUAAUCAGCUUCCAAGUAUUCCAGGGGGGAACAAGCAACUGGGAGCCGCAUGUCAGUGCUCUAGGCUCGAUUUUGGCCGAACCAACGCCUUCCGAACUCCAACUCCAGCCAGCGGAAUUAAAGGGAGCAGACUCUGAGCUAGUUGGUGGAAUAGCCAUUGCCCAGAGAUUUCAGGUAGCAAAUUUGCUUUGGUUUGACAUUUUAGCCUGCACGUCGACAGGCUCUCAACCUAGGACACCGUAUCGUCAAUGGCUCAAUGUCCAGGAAGUGGACAUGUCGCGGGUGAUGGGAUGUCAAAAUUGGAUGAUGAUUAUAAUAGGUGAUAUUGCAAGCCUGGGCGCUGAGGGGAAUUCCUACGAACCUGAAGCACUUCAUUCCAACAUCGAGGCCCUAGAAGCCAGGAUUCACUAUGGCCUUGAUGCGCUGGAUUUGGAACCAGAGACUAUAUCAACACGAAAGUCUCGCUUGGUAACACGAAUCUUCGCCACUACAGCUCUCGUGCAACUAUACACCAUCCCCGGAGCCUCAGAUAUAAUCACAACAGACCAAGAUGAUGCAAUAGCGAAAGUCAUCGAUGCUAUUGAAAACUUACCAAAGGAUGUGUCAUUGCGAGGCUUGACGUGGUCGAUGUGUGUCGUCGGGUGUCUCGCUAGACCACAUCAACAACCAUUUUUCGAGAAUAUACUUGAGGGAAUUCUCACACAAUCGGACUCGGCCUUUAGCAACUGUAAGACUGUGCUACGGAUCAUACAACACUGCUGGAAUCGACACAGGGAUUCACUUUGGACCCCCAGACUUGCCAUGGUCGAUAUGGGCAUCUGUGCUCUCUUAGUUUGACGAUUCCCCUAGUAGAAGGUUCAAGGCCAGGAAAUAAACUACAAAAUAUUUGAUCCCUUGGCGUUUAAUGAACGCUGUCAUUUGACAGUACUCAGGAUAUUCGUUCAUCCAAGAAUUUGUUGGCUUGCCACGCUCCGAGGGAGGAAUGUCGAACCGGCAACAGCCAGGGAGGGAAUGUCGAACCGAACGGCCGGAAAGGGAAGGUAAAAACCGCGGUUGGCGCUCGGUUCAAUGAAGGAUUUGUUGGCAUUAUGGACUGCCAAUAGAAGAACCGGAAUAACGUAAUGUCGAG
Messenger RNA from Ilyonectria robusta, 1889 nucleotides. RefSeq names its product fungal-specific transcription factor domain-containing protein. Bases 68 to 1597 code for a protein of 509 amino acids. Lineage: Eukaryota; Fungi; Ascomycota; Sordariomycetes; Hypocreales; Nectriaceae. The transcript is spliced from 3 exons. Gene Ontology annotation, cellular component: nucleus. Gene Ontology annotation, molecular function: transcription cis-regulatory region binding; zinc ion binding; DNA-binding transcription factor activity, RNA polymerase II-specific. Gene Ontology annotation, biological process: positive regulation of transcription by RNA polymerase II. The record is from RefSeq and is a predicted model, not a curated record.